AUGUACACCUUCCGGGAUUCAGCCCGGCCGGCCGGAUCCCUGCGUGGCGCGACGCGGCCCAAAUCGCACAAUUACGCCCAGCGACGUAAUGACGACCUCUUGCGUCCGCCCAUCCCGAGGUGGCUCAACAGCGCCCGGGGCGCGAUCGCCUCCCACAGCGCGCCCCGAGCCAAGCCCUUCAAAAAAAUAUGGCCACCCGGCGGCAAGCCACGGCCGGAGCCCGUGCGGCCCGUCUGGGGAUCGCCGGAUCCCGUCGUGCUGGAGCGGAUCUCGCAGACGUACCUGCCGUUCCAGUUCUCGCCCGCCGGGGAUCCCGUCUUCUGCCUGGGUGAGGCCGCCGCGGAGCAGCUGGCCUACGACAGUGCCGCGCGGGUGGUCUACGUGUCGGGGAACAAGCUACUGAGGGUGUUGGACAUCGAAGACCCUGCGAAUCCCAUUACGUCCGUAACCGUGGAUGUGCCUAACGAGGUGACAGACGUGUAUUGGUGCGGUGACUACGUCGCAGCCACGAUACCAGCGGAUCCGGAAUCCCUUCCAGGAUUCGUUUUCAUUUUCAGCGCAUACAAGAGAGAGUCCCCGGAGGCUGGCCUGCCACUCCUGGCACAGGUAAAGGUGGGGGCCCUGCCUGACGCCUUGGCCUUCACACCCGACUGCGCAACCAUCCUGGUGGCCAACGAGGCUGAGGCGGGCGUCAACAAGAAGGGCAAGUUCAGCAAUCCAGAGGGGACCGUGUCGAUCAUCGAUGUUGCAGCCACCGUGGAGGCUGCGGGGAGCGGGGGGGACGUCCAGGAUGCGGUGAAGACGGUUGAUUUCAAGUUCAUGAACAAGGAUGCCGAUAGCUACACAGAGAAGGGGGUGCGGUGGAUUUGGCGGGGCCAGGGUCUGGACAGUAAGAAGAAGGCAAAGAAGGAGACCUUUAGCAGGGAUAUCGAGCCCGAGCAGGUCGUGCCAUCAAAGGACGGGAAGCGUGUGUACAUCAACCUGCAGGAGAACAAUGCCAUGGCUGUGCUCGACCUGGAGACCAUGAAGAUCACAUCCGUCACAUCUUAUGGCAUGAAGGACUUCAGCACAGCAGGCAACGAGGUGGACCUCAUCGAAGAUGGAAAAUUUGAAUUGAAGAAUUGGCCUGCGAAGGGAUUGUACCAGCCUGAUGUCAUCAAAGUAUUUGAGCAUGAGGGAAAGCGCUACAUAGCCACGGCGAACGAGGGCGACAUCAAGAAAUACGGGGAGGACCAGAACAUCACGGAGUGGCUGGAGAAGCGGGAGGGCGCGGCCUUCGAGGGCCUGACGAGGAAGACGAUCGACGCCAGCACCGAGCAGGCGCUGGUGGACGAGGGCCAGCUGGCCGCCGUGACCUUCAGCGGGGUCGACGGGCUGUCCGGGAAGAAGAAGGGGGGCAACGACACGUACAACGAGCUUGUCCUCUAUGGUGGCCGCAGCUUCAGCAUCUUCCUGGAAGAGGACCUUAGCCUGGUGUACGACAGUGGCAGCCUGUUCGAGUCAGUCGUUGGCAAAUACUUCGCCUGGACCUACAACACCGAUGACCCGGACAGCUGGUGCACCAGAGCGCCUGCCCCCACUGUCGAAUCGGCAUUCCCUAAUGGCGAGGCGCUCAUGGACCCACAGCUGCUGGAGGAGGACCUUGCACAGGCGGUGAUCGAUGCGGACGCCUUCGCCAUGAGCCCCAAUCCCGAGGCGGAUGGCCUGGAGGAGCCCAGCAACGCCCUGACGUCCAAGCCCUCCGACACCUUUGACACGGAGUCCACCAGCAAGGGCCCCCAGCCCGAGGCUCUGGAGAUUGGAUUCCUUGGCGACAGGCGCAUUUUGAUAUCCACCGUGGAGAAGGGCGGCGUCCUGUUCGUGUUCGACAUCUCCGACCCAACUGCGCCGGUGUGGCAGUCCGCCGUCUAUCCGGGCGCCCACGGGGCCACUUAUGCGGAGCUCUACAACUCAAUGACCCUGGCGGAUCUGGACCCCGAGGGGCUCGACCUUAUCUCCGCUGAGGAUAGCCCCAUAGGAGAGCCCUUGCUCCUCGUGUCGGGCGCGGUGAGCGGCAGCGUGUCGAUAUACAAGAUCACCACCGCCCAGGUGGCCGACGACUGUCCCAACGGGGAGCCCGUGUUCGAGGACGACGGCACAAAGGCCACGGUCGUCUCGUCCACCACAAACUGUUGA
Ostreobium quekettii is the source of this 2175-nucleotide messenger RNA. NCBI's taxonomy places the organism in Eukaryota, Viridiplantae, Chlorophyta, Ulvophyceae, Bryopsidales, Ostreobiaceae. The record is from the annotation of a GenBank genome assembly.